UCCCGGAAACAACAUGGUUGUUUUGGUGUUCGCUAGUAUAACUAGUCCUCUGUCAAAAGUUGUGUUCAGCAUGGACUGCACAGCGCUGGAGGUCGAUGCAUUCAAAUUUGCCAAAACAGCUGUCACUUAUGACCAGAGUGGCAAAUAUAACGAGGCUGUAUUUUAUUAUAAGGAGGCAGCCCAGGCCCUGAUAUAUGCUGGCAUGUCCGGGUCCAAACUGGAGGGCAUCCAGGACAAAGUGAACGAGUAUUUGGAUCGAGUCCAAGCCCUCCACAAUGCUGUCCAGGCCCAGAAGAGCGACCCGCUGAAGUCCCGGCAGCAUGUGGACCUGGAGCGUGCCCACUUCCUGGUCACCCAGGCCUUCGAGGAAGACGAGAAGGGAAAUGACGACGAAGCCAUUGAACUGUACACUCAGGCUGUGGAGCUGUGCAUCAACACGUCCAACGAGACAUCGGACCAGGCGCUGCAGACCAAGCUGAAGCAGCUGGCACGUCAAGCUUUAGACAGGGCCGAGGGUCUUAAACAAUCCCAGUCCAGAUCAACUCCAACUCAGGACAGAACGGGGCCUCCUGGUGCCAAGCCCAGCAGCGGUGCCCCUUCUGGGGGCCCGGUCCGCCAAUUCUUUCCCCUCGGGUCAGACUUCAGCAUCAAUGACCGACCACAACCCCAGCCGGUCCGGGCGGUCCAGUCCAGCGAGCCUCAGGGUCAGCGCUACACGUCUGAGGAGAUCGAGGUGCUCAGGAGUACAUCUACAAUCAACAGCAUCGCCUAUGUGCCCUUCAUGAGUGUGGACCUGAGGGAGCGAUUUGCCUUUCCUGUCCCUUUCUCGGACAAAAUGGGGAAACUGGCGCUGUCACCCAAACAGAAAGCCAUCUUCUCCCGCUGGGUCCGGCCAGACGAGAUCUGCAAUAACCCCACCAUGAUCAUGUCGGUGUCCAGCUUCAGCAUCAAGCAGACGGUGGUGUCUGACUGUUCGUUUGUGGCGUCGCUUGCCAUCAGUGCGGCGUACGAGAGGCGUUACAGCAAGAAACUCAUUACCAGCGUCAUCUUCCCUCAGAACAGACGAGGGGAGCCAGAGUAUAACCCCUGUGGGAAGUACAUGGUCAAGCUUCACAUCAACGGAGUCCCCAGGAAGGUGAUUAUAGACGACUACCUGCCGGUGGAUCGUAAUGGAGAGCUGCUGUGCUCCUACUCCAGCAACAGGAAUGAGCUCUGGGUCUCCCUGAUCGAGAAGGCCUACAUGAAGGUGAUGGGAGGCUACGACUUCCCUGGCUCCAACUCGAACAUCGAUCUGCAUGCGCUCACCGGCUGGAUCCCCGAACGCAUCGCUAUGCACUCAGACAAUCAGUCAUUCAGCAAGGACGACACUUUCCGUAUGCUCUACCAGAGGUUUCAUAGGGGUGACGUCCUCAUCACCACAGCAACGGGGGUGAUGACAGAAGAGGAAGGGGAGAGAUGGGGUUUAGUGCCAACACACGCCUACGCUGUUCUCGACAUCAGGGAUCACAAGGGAAUGCGUUUCCUGCAGCUGAAGAACCCGUGGAGUCAUCUGCGGUGGAAGGGGCGUUACAGUGAGCGUGACGAGAAGAACUGGACACCCGAACUCCUCAAGUACCUCAACUUUGACCCCAAAACGGCUCAGAAGUUUGAUAAUGGUGUUUUCUGGAUCGCAUGGGAAGACCUUUGUCAGUACUAUGAUGUCAUCUACUUGAGCUGGAACCCCGCCCUGUUCAAAGACUCUUACUGUAUUCACAGUAGCUGGGAUGGGAAGCAGGGCCCAGUGAAGGACGUCUACAGUCUGGCCAACAAUCCCCAGUACAAGCUGGAGGUCCAGUGUCCCACAGGGGGCGCUGCUGUGUGGGUGUUGCUCACCAGACACAUCACUGACAAGGAUGAUUUUGCACAAAACAGAGAGUUUAUCACUCUUGUUGUUUACAAGACUGAUGGGAAGAAGGUUUACUACCCAGCGGAGCCCCCUCCUUACAUUGACGGCAUCCGUAUCAACAGCCCACACUACCUGACCAAGAUGAAGCUGACCAGCGCUGGGACACACACCUUUACACUGGUGGUUUCCCAGUAUGAGAAACAGAACACCAUCAACUACACACUGCGGGUAUACACCGGAUGCAAAUUCACCUUCUCCAAGAUCCCGAAUCCUUUCACUCAAACCAAAAGGGUCAACGGCCAGUGGAAGGGGCCCAGUGCUGGAGGGUGUGGGAACAAUAAGGAUUCAUACAAACACAACCCCAUCUAUCAGAUCAACAUGGAGCGGCCGGGACCGUUGCUCGUGGAGCUCCGAGGAUCCAGGCAGUACAGUGUUGGUUUUGAGAUGCUGACGGUGUCCAUGGUGGGGGAUCCCGGCCCGGCUGCCUUCCAGAAAAAGACUAGUGGAGAUUACAGGUGUGGCUUCUGCUACAUGGAGGCGGACUACGUCCCCGCAGGCCUCUACAACGUCAUCCCCACCACCUUCCUGCCCAAACAGGAAGGACCCUUCUUCUUGGACUUUGCCAGCACUUCGCCCGUCAAGGUCUCCCAGCUCCAGUGAAGAAGGAGCUGUAGAGAGGAUGGGGAGAGAGGUACUUGCAAGGGCAUCAUGGGAUAUUUCUGAAACUGUACUUUGGAUGUUAUGAGGUGUCAAGGCCUCAAUAAAACACAAAGAAUGUGUCGCAGCCCUCCCCCAGCUUCUGAACCUUUCACUGAGCACAGAUUUUGGACUUGAACUUCAAUGUUUGCUUGAUGAUACCACACAAUUAUGGUGAAUGAAUGUAUUAUUAGUCACUAUGGAAUGAAACCCAUCAAUGCGUUGGACAGAAUAAAACGCAUGUUCACCUUUUGCCAUAAAAAGCUAGAUACAGUAUCUACAGAUCUCAUGAGCUGUGAUCACACGAUGAGAAGUAACGGGCUUAAAAUAAAUACCAGCCACCAGAAAUGACCAUCAUGGCUGCCUGGAAGCAAAACAAUGAUUUUCAGGUUCUGUUUUUGCUGCAAUCAGAACCUCAACAGUCCAGAAGGGCAUUCUUACUACCUGCAGCUGGUUGAAUCCUCUCAAAUGUUUUGUGUUAGGGUUUACAUCACACAUGGAAAGUAAGAUCCUCAGAGAAUCAGCAGAGCAUCUGUCCACAAACUUUUGGGCACUUUCGGUCUUUCUUUCGUGGUGUGAAGUCUUAAUCCGACUUCAUACAAUAAUAUCUUAGACAAUAGUGUUCUUCCAGCUUUGACAUUUAACAUGAGCCUGUGCACAAAGCCAGCUCCAUAAAGAAACAGUUUCCCCGUUUUUAAAAUUAGAGCAUUGACAGCCGAAUAAGUGAUGCAUCCUUCCAAGUCAGAUAGGGUUCCUGAUGACGUCUCAGUAAGAGAGAGACAGCUGUCAAUCACAGCCGGUUUGAUAGCUGUGUAUUCAUACAAGGCUCUGCCGAACAGAAACAGUGUAACGGUGUCUAUGUGCCACAUUAUUGCUUCUCUGCAGAAAGCAAGAGUAACAGCUGGUCCAAGAUAUACAUACAUUAAAUAAGAUAAUAAACUAGAAAGCACAAAGAAAUACAAGUUGGGGUUAUGGUUGCUCUUCGUUAUGUAAACAUUCAAGAUCAACAUGAGAAGAAGUUGAUACUGGCAGUGUGAAGCCUCAGUCCUUUCUUUAAUACUUUACUGAUCAGACUUACAGUUAAAUAGUUCGGAGUCGCAGCUAAACUUGUAAAAGUCUGUGGAAGGGAAGUCAGUUUCCUUAAAUGACCGCAAAGGUUUUCUCUCAGGAGCAGCACCACAGGGAGUCCAGUAUGGCAGCAGUUGAAUGACGUCUCUUUAUGUUGUCUGUGGAUGUGACGGCUCAGUGAUGGAAGAUCUGCCCGAUUUCACUGACGGGCCUCACGUCGGCAUGUAAACCUGUAUGUGUGUGUGUGUGUGUGUGUCAAUGUAUUGUCUCUCUCAAUCUUCUACAGGUUUAAAGAUGUAAAUGUUUUGCCAAGUACACAUCCUCUGUUUACUUUUUUGUUAAUGUGCUGCACUUUGUCAUCACUUCUUAUGUUUAUUGUCAAAAAACAGUUUAUGGAAAAUAAUGUCACUUUGCUUUUAAGCAGUUUAAACGUUAAAAGGUCUCAGAAAGCGUCUCAUCUCACCGUGGUCGAGGACACAUGUUGCUGCUUAUCUCUGCAACACCAGCAAAGCUUUGCAGUCGCAGUCGAGUCCUCGGCACACGGUGCUGGUUUUGCUGAGUUAGACCCGGCUGGAGGUCGAGGUGUGAGCACGUUAAAGUCAGCUGACACUUCUGCAAUGCCCUUUAGUUGCAAAUUCCUGCAUUAAGAGUUAAUGGUGAAGUGAAUCUGCCUGCAGUGCCACACAGGGUUGUCAGUGUUGAAUCUAAGCUGCACGUCGUCACACAAAGUCUUCGGUGUUUACGGAGCGAGAUGCGUAACUGUAAGCUGCUGUAGUGAAUGUAAAGACAACAGUCUGCAAGCAAGGCUUGCUUUUAUUUCACUUAACUGAUUGUUUAGCCUGUAAAAUGUUAAAGAGGCCGUCACAAGGUCACAUCUCCACUCCGACCAUCAACACAGCAUCUCCUUUCUCAACAUGGAACCAGUUAUGUUUAGUUUAGUUUCUGGUUAAACAACUCAAACAAUGUUGAUAAAUGUUUCAUUGAAUAUUUUGAGCACUCAGUUAUCAUCACUGCAGUGUGCACCGCUUUGGCUUCUGCUUUACAAUCAUGUCAUUUAUAAGAUUAAGAUUGUUUUUAAAUCCUCAACACACAGAGUGCACAUUAUUACAUGUGCACUCUGUGUGUGUGAUACACCUGGUUCAUAGUAAAGGGAGCAUGGGGACAAUUUUCACUCAUAAUUACUGUUAAUAAUUGAUACUAAGAGCUGACUGUAAAUGAACUUUAAAUGCUGUUUGAAAUGUUCUAUUCAGAGUGAAAUAUAGCUUUACAUUUAUAUUGCCAAGCAUUUCUGUCAAUUAUGCACUUGUUAAUUGAUAAUAAAUCAUUAUUAAUGCCA
Messenger RNA from Cottoperca gobio, 4985 nucleotides. RefSeq names its product calpain 7 (gene capn7). The transcript is spliced from 22 exons. Gene Ontology annotation, biological process: proteolysis. Gene Ontology annotation, molecular function: calcium-dependent cysteine-type endopeptidase activity. Bases 14 to 2545 code for a protein of 843 amino acids. Lineage: Eukaryota; Metazoa; Chordata; Actinopteri; Perciformes; Bovichtidae. The record is from RefSeq and is a predicted model, not a curated record.